Molecule: messenger RNA, 1566 nt
Organism: Exophiala xenobiotica
Lineage: Eukaryota; Fungi; Ascomycota; Eurotiomycetes; Chaetothyriales; Herpotrichiellaceae
Exons: 1
Coding region: 1-1566 (521 amino acids)
Source: RefSeq, a predicted model, not a curated record
AUGGGGAACAAUCAGUCGGAUCAGGCUGACUGGGAGGGCUCCAUGGCAGCAUACCGCCAGCAAAUUGAGAGCAUCAAUCAACGCCUCAACCUCCUCCCUGAACCCGAUGACGUUGAACUGUCCGAAGAGAUCUCCCGUGCCGAAGGAGUGUUUAGGUUCGACAAUCUCACCCAGCUGCUGGACGGUUUGGAAACACCAUCAUCACCAACAAUUGCUGCCACAGUCCAUCUCUUGACCAAUAUGCAUGCAAAAGCGCUGCAGAUGGAGAAGCAUUAUGAGGGGCUCGAACUACAGCUCGAGAAGAGGACCGAAAUAACGAGGAGAUUGUGUAGCAAAAUCAUAGAAUGGCUCCGACUGAUGCUCAAGACUGUCCAGACAAUGAACCAGAAAGACGCCCAACAUGACACCACUACGGACUUGCCUAUGCUCAAGGAACUUUUGGGCAGGAUGACAGAAGAACUCAACGCCAUCGAACCCCCAGAAAUGAUACCAGAGACCACAGACUUGUUGAGCGCAAGAUUGAAUGACAUUUGGAAGUCAUUAGAGGAGUCAACUAAGGAAUGCGCCAGACUGCAGAAGGAGGCAGCAGUGUGGAAAGAAAAGUAUGACGAUCUGGACAGCCGCACUCAGAAGGCUCUGAAAGACCAAUGCAGCAGAGCUCUGGAAGCUGCAGAGACCGUGGCACACCUAGGUCUCCUCGAACAGAAUCAGGUGUUGUUCUCUGGAUGCAUACGCCUCCUGUCUGAAUGUGCAGUGAAAGAAGAAGACGCCACCAGCAUGACGGAGUUCACAUCGCUUGUGUUAGAAACCAUGACCAGUAUGAUGGCGUAUUGUAAUGGUCUGGUAGACCGAAGCGACCGAUGCGAAGCAGACAAGCAAAAGGCAGAGACAGAGCUCGGACGAGUUCGAGCAAAUCUCGACAACAAACAACAAAAGAACGGAGAGUUGCGGAACGAGAUCGAAGAAGGCAAGGCCCAAGUACAGCAAGCAAAAGAAACCAUUCAGGAAAACAAAGAUCUGAGAAGAGAGAACAAAUCGCUUCGAAACUACAAACAAGAAACUCUUACUCUGAGAAAGAAGUUGCGGGACAGCAACGUCACAGCGCUGAAUGCACGAAUUCAGGAACUCGAGGGCCAGUUGACAGAAGCACGCGCUGAUCUGGGAAAGAACGACACUAUCCCGGAGCUGGCUCAGGAAGAUGCAGGCAUCGGAGCUUCCGACGUCCGCGAAGCUGUUUCCAAGAAGGUAGUCGAGCUGUUGAACCACCAGAAAGGAGAGCUGCUUAAGCUUCGAAAGCAGGUCCGUGAGAUGGACGUGGCACCAGGUGGGAAUGCUUGGAGCAUUGUUCUUCGUACCAGCAGCGUCGUGGAUGAAACGGUUGGCAGUAUGAUCAAAAACAUCAACAACUUUCUUACCUCCGGAAGCAAUAAAGGUACAGAGUUCGACAGAGCUCGGCUAUUAGAAGACGAGGGUUUCCCGGUGCUCGCUGCCCCUGCUACGGGUGAGAUGGGUCCUGGCAAAGGCGGGCAACAAGGUGCUGAAAAGAAAGGCAGAAACAAAGUCUAG